Messenger RNA from [Candida] anglica, 951 nucleotides. NCBI's taxonomy places the organism in Eukaryota, Fungi, Ascomycota, Pichiomycetes, Serinales, Debaryomycetaceae. The record is from the annotation of a GenBank genome assembly.
AUGGAAACUGUAAUAUCAGUGAUCCAACAUUCAUCUUCAAUUAAUAAUGCAUUUAUAUCAACAGUAGAUCAUCUACCUUGUGAUGUUAUUAGAUCGUUAUGGUUGAUUCAAUCAUGCAAUAUAGCAUCAAAUACAUUUAAAAAUCAAUUGAAUGAAUUAAUUAAAAAAUUACAGAAUGAUCCAAGCAUAAAGAAUGAAGUUCUUGGAGAAUAUUUCAAGUUAAAGGCAAAGAUACGACGAUUAAACGAAGAAUCUGUGCAAGAGAGUAAAGCCUUAUAUAACCAAUUGAUAACCCAUAAAAUAUCUUUAAAGGAGGAAUUAAAACAAUUGGAUGCAUUGGCCAAUGUUUCAUCGGAGAUAGAUAUAUCUUUAGCAAAAAAUCUAGAGAAUGAAAUUUUGGAACAUUAUAGAGAAAAUCCUUUAGUUUCUCAAAGAGAAGCGUUGAAGGAGCAACAUGAAAGGAAACAACAAGAGAAGAAAAACAAAUCAAUAAAAUUAAUUUUGAAGAUUCCAAAGAAGAAUAAGGAUAAGAAAGCUGUUGAUAGGAGAGGUAGUAUAGACAAGAGACCUCGUGGUAGACCACGUAAGGAUGAAUUAAUAGAGUCAAAGAAGCAAUCACAGAAACAAAAACAACAGAAACAAACAAUGAAGAAGAUAAAGCAUGAAAUUAAUAUACCUGAACCUGAACCUGAACCAAUAUUUGAAGAGCCAGAAGUGGAUAAUAGUGUGUAUUGUUUCUGUAAGCAACCGUCUCUGGGAGAUAUGAUUGGAUGUGAUAACGAAACCGCGUGUCCUAAUGGAGAUUGGUUCCAUUAUAAGUGUGUUGGAUUACUUAACCGAGUAGAGGCAUUAAAGUAUGCCACGGGUAAACAAAAGUGGUUCUGUUCAGACCAUUGUAGAAUGGUAGUUGAAGCAAAACAGAAAAAGAAAAAGAAGAGAAGGAAUUGGUAA